Messenger RNA from Choloepus didactylus (southern two-toed sloth), 1898 nucleotides. RefSeq names its product PWWP domain-containing DNA repair factor 3B-like. NCBI's taxonomy places the organism in Eukaryota, Metazoa, Chordata, Mammalia, Pilosa, Megalonychidae. The coding region runs from base 1 to 1854 and encodes 617 amino acids. The transcript has 2 exons. The record is from RefSeq and is a predicted model, not a curated record.
AUGGAGGCCAAGUAUGUCCUGUGCAAAUGGAAAGGCCAGUUAUGGCCAGCCAAGGUGCUGUCCAGGUCUGGGACUUCAUCAAAAAAUAAGAGAAAAAAGGCAUUUUCUCUAGAAGUCCAAAUACUGUCAGUAGAUAAGAAAAUUAAAGUGAAAAGUACAGAAAUAAAGAUCCUAACUAAGUCUCGAAUUGCAGCCAUGGCCUCCUCACUGGUGACACACUCAGCCGUCAGUGCUCCACCUAGAAAGGAAACAGCCCACAAAAGAUCACUUACAGUGGCUCUGGGUAUUCUGAGUGAGGGAACAAAUCUGAGUCACAAAAGCAGUUCAGAUGAAAACGAGACCACUACACCGUCUCAAAAUCAACCACCAAAGCGAUCUGGCUCACUGCCUCGUAAAAAGUCUCAGAAGCACAAAGGGGACUUAGUGAAGAGUCUCGGGAAAUGUAAAAACCCAACAUCCCUGUUGGUGACUUCAGAGAGUGAUGUUUCCCCGUAUGAUGACAAAUCACAGAUGCGCACGAUCAUUGGUCCUACUCAAAGAUGUAGGGAAAGAAAGGCAUCAAAGAUCUGCAGCUUGUGCCAAAAUUGCCAUCCCCUUCCACAAGAUGGUGACAAGAAAGAGGACAAGAAAAGGAUGGACACCUCAACAGUUAUGUCCUUGCAGUCCACCAUCAUGGAGGAGGGGGCACGAUCUCCUGGUGAAGAGAUCAUUCCAAAUUUGGCAUCAAGUUCCAUCAUCACUGAGCCAAAAGCUAUGAAAGAAAUGGCACAGGGCUCCUGCCCAAAGACUCAGGCUGAUUCUAUUAAAUGCUUUACCUUCUUUGAGAAGUUUGAUGACCCUGGAGACGGUCCCCCAAAGCCAGGCCUUGAAGGAGCUGUUCAUCCUAACAAGGCUAAUAACAUGGAUGGCAGACGAUCUACACGCAUUGCUGUUGCACAGGAGCCACGUUCGAUUGAGAGAGGAAUGAUAGUCUGGUUUAAAUAUCAAGAUUACCCAUUUUGGCCAGCAGUGGUAAAGAGCGUCCAGGACACAGAGCAGACUGCCAGGGUGCUCUUGAUUGAAGCAAACAUGAACCCUGAAAGGAGUGGCAUGAGAGUUCCCCUUCGAAGAUUAAAGCAUUUUCAUUGCAAAGAGAAACAAAAAUUCGUGAAGAGAGCCCAGAAAGGGUACAAGAGAAGUGUUGACUGGUGCUUCUCACUCAUCUCCAGCUACAGGCGCAGAACGGGCCGUGGUUCCUUCGUGGGCUCCUUCCUUGAGUAUUACGCAGCUGACACCAGUUAUCCAAUUAGGAAAGCCAUCUGGGGGGGCCACCUGGAGAAUGAUUUUCCAAAGGUGAAUUAUGAGGACCUGGAGGAGUCUGAGGACGAGACCACCCAGGACGGGAAGAGGCGCUGCAGGAAAAUUCUCCCGGACCGGAUGAGGGCCGCUUGGGACCGAGGCAACCAGAAACUAGUGGAUUUCAUCGUGAAAAGAAAGGGGGCCGAAAAUCAUCUUCUGGACAUCCUGAAAGGCAGGAAACCAUCCCAGUGGCUGAAAUCAUUUUUAAAUUCAAGUAGGUACCUGGUCUUCUUUGAAACAUACCUUGAAGAUGAUGAUCAGUUGGACACUGUGGUAAAGUAUUUACAAGAAAUCUAUGAACAAAUAGAUGAGAAAAUACUGACUCUGAUAAAAAAUGACAAAGUAAACUUUGUUCUGGAAGUUCUUCUGCCAGAAGCAAUCAUUUGUUCCAUUUCUGCCCUGGAUGGGUUAGAUUACAAGGGAGCGGAAGCAAAGUACCUGGAAGGGCCACCUGUACGUUACCGGGAGAAAGAACUAUUUGACAAAAAAGUCUUAAAAGAAAGGAGAAAGAGAUGAGCAAUAGAUAGAGCUGAUUGCAAAUCUCCUCCUGUGCCCACACA